GUCAAAUUGUCAGUUGUCAACAUAACCUAAAAAGUUCACGAAACUAUUUUGCGUAAAAAAUACAAAACUAUUUGCAUUUAAACGAACUAAAAGUGCUACCAAGCAUUUAAAUUAAACUAAAACUUAAAACUAUAACUAUUACACAAUGAAUUUAGCACGUAAAGUCUGCACAGUUCACCACAGUUAUGUCACUAAAAACCUUUACCGAAAAUUCCGAUUUUCCGCAAUAAACUACGAUAAUUCAACUGCAACACAGCCUCAAGUCAAAGAAGAGAAGUUCAACUUCGAAGACAUCAACAUUCUAGAGCGAACAGAACGCCGUAAAGCGCAAAUCCAGCCAUUCAUGAAAGAUAUAUUCACAUCUGUAUUUAACAAAGAGUUACUCGCUUACCCGGAGAUUUUAAACAAAGAGGAGACUGAAUCUUUAGAUAAACGUAUCGAUAUUAUAUCCAACGUAUUUCAGAACCCGCAAAAAACAGCCGCAGAUCGUAGAAAUGUGUUAAAAAAUGCUAAAAUUUAUGCUGCUCCCAUAAGUCUCACAAAAAAUGGUUUAGCUGCUAAUAUAACGGAAAGUUUGAGGUAUUUAGAGGUCAUAGCUGGUGAUUUCCAACUUGGGCAGGAGAUUAGUGACCACUGGGUUGCACUCCGGGCACUGCAAGAAGGUUUAACUCAAGAGCAAUUGUCUAUGAUCAUCGAUGAUCUUGCCUCUGGUGAUAAACCAGUGUCUCUGGCUAUUAAAGAGAGAGUUGCUGAGAGGAUUUCGCAGGCUGACUUCAGGACUAGUGCUGAGAUGGAUAGCCAAGGUGUAUGGUAUAUAAGCGGUGAGAAGGUCUGCAACUACAGCAACGGCUACAUCCUGGUGUUGGCUUCGUACGAGUCCGCACAGUUGAGAGCAUUCCUCGUUCAUCCGGGAGCGGCCGGAGUCAGCUCCAAUGGAGCUUUCAUUUCUUUCAUGAGGACUCCAGCGACCCCACUAGAAAUGAUAAAAGACGACAAGUUGGCAAAGAUCCUCGGUCUCUCUCGCCUGUUCGCGGCUGUGCUCUGCCGCUGCCGACUGUCUGCUGCUGUCCAGAGCGUCGUGGAGUACACGAGGCCUAGGGCUUUCUCUGGCAAACCACUAGCGGAACUGACAACAAUACAAUCCUGUGUCGGGAACGCGGUGCUUGACAUCUACGCGAGCGAGAGUGCCGAGUACUUCACUGCUGGACUCCUGGAUGGGUAUGCCGACCCUGAUGCCGAGGUCGAAGUGGCUAUGUGCAGAAACUUCAUAGCCAAACACGGCUUGACAUCGAUGCUCCAACUCCUGAAUAUACCAGCGUUGGACAAGGAAGAGGAAUGCAAACAGUUGCUGGACAACAUGCGGCAUGUAGCCACCAGGGGCGAGACGCUCGAUAGUGUCAACAUGUUUAUUGCCCUAAACGGCAUCCACCACGCCGGCAAAGUAAUGUCGGAGGAGGUGAAGCAGAUCAGGAACCCGCUGAUGCAUCCAGCGUUCAUAUUCAAGAAGGUUAUAGCUAAUAGGCAUCAGGAGAAAGACGAUCCAAAACUGACUCUGUACCUAGCAGAACACCUCCACCCCUCAUUGAAGCAACCAUCGGAACAGCUGGAGUACUGCGUACUUCGCAUGAGGUUCGCAUGCGAGACCCUCAUGGCGAGACACGGCGUCAAAAUAGCGGCGGCUUACACAGAACUGAAUCGAUUGGCUGAAGCGGCGACUGAAAUAUUGGUUAUGUCGGCAGUCUUGGCUAGAGCAUCAAGAGCAUACUGCAUUGGCCUAAGAAAUUCUGAAAUGGAGAUGAAACUAGCAGCUUGCUUCGUAGAGAAAACGAGAGAUAGAGUAAAGAAAUUAAUAAAAGAAAUAGAUGAUGGUGAAUACUUGAACUUGGACCAUUUUACUACCCAAUUUGGUAGGAAAGCGCUCGACAGUAAUGCUACCAAUCCUACCUUGGUAGAAAAAGCUACGGCGAGAGUAUUUUGGUAGGAUUUUUUGGGAUAUAUUAUUAUAAUGUAUUUAAGAAUUGGUUUAGUUGUUAUUUUGUAAAUAAAUAAAACUAGUUUAUUGUUUU
Messenger RNA from Spodoptera frugiperda (fall armyworm), 2066 nucleotides. It is a transcript of the gene Egm, whose product is annotated as complex I assembly factor ACAD9, mitochondrial. The transcript has 9 exons. NCBI's taxonomy places the organism in Eukaryota, Metazoa, Arthropoda, Insecta, Lepidoptera, Noctuidae. Gene Ontology annotation, molecular function: oxidoreductase activity, acting on the CH-CH group of donors; flavin adenine dinucleotide binding. The coding region runs from base 146 to 1981 and encodes 611 amino acids. The record is from RefSeq and is a predicted model, not a curated record.